Messenger RNA from Bactrocera neohumeralis, 3470 nucleotides. Its product is annotated as serine-rich adhesin for platelets. The record is from RefSeq and is a predicted model, not a curated record. Lineage: Eukaryota; Metazoa; Arthropoda; Insecta; Diptera; Tephritidae. The coding region runs from base 436 to 2823 and encodes 795 amino acids. Gene Ontology annotation, cellular component: cytoplasmic vesicle membrane. The transcript has 4 exons.
UACAAAUUUUCUCACCUUCAAUAUUUAUCAUAGCAACAUAAUGUCAAAACUGGGUUUUAUUAAGCAUAAUUAAUUUACGCGAUUAUUGAUAGCCAAUAACAAAUAAUAUAUCACUAAAAGACGUACCUAAAUAUACAUAAGUACAUACAUAUAUAAAAGUGAUUAAUAGAUGAUAAUAUACCUCGAAAUACCACUUAUACUUGAAAACGAAAAUAAAAAGAUUUCCGUGAGUUUUAAUCUUUUUUAACCGAAAGGCCUACAUUUUGUCGCAAAAAUAUCACUCAAAUCUACACAGUCACGCUAAAAUAUUCGGACUUCCAAAAUUGUGAAGUUAAAAAAAAAAAUACAAAAGCGAUACUUUAAUUUCGUAUUAAUGGACGAGGAAUUACGACAUACUUACAAUCAAUGACAAACGGUUUUUAGGAGCGAAAAGAAAUGUUGCUGAUCCCUGCCAUUUUGAUGUUUAACAUCUUCCGUAUGCCGAAUCUUGUUCAUGCUCGCUUUUGUGAAGGAGGUCAUUAUUGUUCAUUGCCGAGGGAAUGCUGUACUCAAGGAUGCUGUCCUCCAUACCAAAGUGGACCUCGUCAAUUACCACCAUCAUCAGAACAUGUCUUGAAUUUGUUUUUCAUAAGCCAUUGGUUUUUCUGGUGUGUGGUAGUUGCGAUCAUGUUGGCUUUACUGUGUGCAUAUUCCUUGUGGAAAAAGCGGCGAACACUUUGCGGUUGGGGAUUCACUGACCAUCGUGCUCAAUCUGAGGGUGACUCGGCAGGGUCCUGUUAUGCUCCUCCACAAUAUAGCCGCUGUAAUUCGUUUCACCAUCCGCCGCCUCCAUAUACUGAGGUAACAUCGAAGCCCGAUCUUUAUCCACUUGUUUUUACAUGCAACAGCGACAAUACUAAAACUGGUUCCAGUUACCUCAUGGUACAAUAUUUUCGUAAUUAUAUUGUCCGGCCAAUUGGAUCAUUGUCUGCAGCUAGUACGAUAGAUUCUCUAAGUUCAAGCUUUAUUUGUAAUAUUAACGAAGCAAAUACCCUGGUACCACCACCAUACUCUCGAGCAGCCAGCCCCGAAACUGGUUUUAAUUCACAUUUCCCCCAGGACUUUUUAAUACCGCGAUCUGCCUCGCAAUUAGUUUAUGCAAGUGGAGGUAAUGGAGGCAAUAAUAAUAUGGGUAUGCACGAUAUAAAUAGUGGUAUAGUCACUCAGCAAAUAUUUAAACAAAAUAGAGCUCCGCAUUUCACUGUGGUAGCACUAAAUGGUUCAGUUGGCGGGAAUGAAAAUGACUUGGAUAUAGAAAAUACAUCAAACUCAACCACACCUUACAGCACUAUUUUACAAACUUCGGUAGUUGAGCAAUUCAAUUUCAAUGAAAAAUCCGUCGAGAACAAUUCCAAUCGUUCCAUUUCAAAUCAAAAUGGUAACCGUGAUGACAGUGGUAAUGGUAGUGGGGCUAAGAGUAAUCGGAGCAGUGGAUGCGCUAGCAAUUUUAGCGGAGGUUGUAUUCCAAAAGGUUUUAUACAAUCCCAAAGUGAACAGCAAUUUCGUUAUUUUAACAAUAGCAGCAGCAGCAGCAUUAGUGAUAUUUUCGUAAACAAUAAUUCCGUAGAUCGAUUUAAUAAUGUCUCUAAUGGGAAUGGUAGUAAAUCAUUUGAAGUAAUUAAUUUUGAUGAGACUGGAGUGAAACCUCAACAUACAUUGACUACUGAUCUCAAAGGUUUUACUACACAAGCUCAAUCAAGCAACCACGGGACAACUUUGAUUGUUAACAACGGAUACAUCAAAUCUAAACAACUACAUCAUACCAGUACAUUUCCCACUCAACUUGUAAUCAACACCAGUAUAUUGAAUCCAACGUAUAAAUCUUGCGAUUCAGUUGCUGGCUUUAAUGGAGCUACAAAAAAUGAUUUGUCAGAGACAGAGUUGAAAGAUCUUAAUAUAUUAAGGCAAAGUUUGGAAACAUGUUACAAUUUUUUAGAGAAACAACAGCAACAACCCCAAACAUUGGUAAAUAACACAGAUUCCCCAUCAUUACCUGUUAAUAAGAAUCUUAAUAAGUAUACUCCAGAUGAUUUAACUAAUUAUACAACUUCAGAUAAUUGCUCUGAUGUUAGUAGUAUUGCAAAUGCUUGUAUACCUAGCUCGCCUCCACAAGCUACUAGCCCGACUGGCGAAGUGAAAGAUAUUCUCAAUCAAAUACGUCAGUGGCAGGAAGAAAUAAGCUAUGAAGAUCUACUGCUCCAUAUGAAGCCUGCGCUACGUCAUACGUUGUCCUCACCAUCGAACACACCUUCUGGGAUAGUUAAGACUUCUAACGCAUAUACACAGCGAAAAUUACAACGCAAUUCCGUUGCAUGCUGUGAAAUACAGUCAAACUCAAGUCUUAAUUGCUCUAACAAUCCAAAUUUUGCUAAAACAACAGUUCAUUUAGCAACUACACCAUUAGACAAGGCAAAAGCAACAAUUACAGCUAAAGCACGAAACACACAAAGAUCGUCUAAUGUUACCGACAAUUUAUUAAAACGUCCUACGACAUUACACCAAAACAAAAUUAAACAUUUUAUUCCAAAAUCGAAUAAAGCUCUAUAUAUUCCAAUGAUUCCGAAUGCUACAUCGUCGAAUUCGAGCAAAUUCCCAUUAAAGAGUCCGGUCAAUAGUAAAGUGGGCGCAAAGUUUUUCGCUAGCAGAGGAGGUAAAAUGCGUAAAAUUUUUAUAUCACGUUCGGCACCCUCAACACCAGGAACCGCGUUACCUCUUACACCGUUAAGUGAUGAUAGUCCAUUACUACCAGAACAUGAUGAAGACCCGGAGACUGACCAAAAUUAAAAUAUUCAAUAUAAUUAUGUUCUUAGAAAUUAGGGGGAAAACUAGAAGUAUUUCGCACUAAGUUAUUAUUCAACAUUACUUCUUUGCUAUACUAAUGUGCAUUUCCUUAUAUUGGAUUAAAUAAUCAGUUUCAACUUGAUAAUGUUAAACAAUGAAAUAUUUUAUUUAUAUAUAUUAUUCAAGUCAUUGAACUUUGGAAAACUACUUGAAAAUAUUUUAGUGAAAUAUUAAUUACAGUUUUUACAGAUCUUCCAUAAAUAAUGAGAAGUUCAAGUAGCUUGAUGAGAGAAUGUCCACAGAUGUUAAAUAAAAAUAAAAAUCCAAAUCUAUUUAAAUUACUUUUAUGAUGAUUUAGAUCGAAACAAAUGAUUAUUCUUAAUAGGAAAUUAGAUCCAAGUAAGUCGUUUAAAACAAGAACAUUCUUUCGAUUUUUUGCCAAUUAGUAUAUGUUUAUGUUGUAUAUAUGUAUGUAAAACGACGUGUUACUAAAGAUAAGCUAUUAAUGGUUCAAAUGUAUAUAUUAUAUGAAGAUAUAGUGUAUUGAUACUGAAAAUCGUACUGUCUCGUCGUGUUUUGUGGGUCAUGGGUUAAGGUCAAAAUAUGACAAAUAAAAGAAGUUACGGCCAUGGUGCUGGCUGCCCCCGUCA